Molecule: messenger RNA, 3372 nt
Organism: Drosophila willistoni
Lineage: Eukaryota; Metazoa; Arthropoda; Insecta; Diptera; Drosophilidae
Gene: Fs
Product: probable nuclear hormone receptor HR38
Exons: 8
Coding region: 166-2670 (834 amino acids)
Biological process (GO): anatomical structure development
Molecular function (GO): calcium ion binding; protein binding; collagen binding
Source: RefSeq, a predicted model, not a curated record
AAUAUGACAAUAUAAAAAAAGAAAUUCAAUGAAACAAAAUCGAAUCGAAAUCCAAGAAAACGUUGAAACUGAUCAUCGAGAGAAAAUUUAAUUUCAAAGCCGCCUACUAAUUGUGUUUGAUCAAAAGAGCCUUUUGCCUACAGCACAGCAUCAAAUCGCCUUGUCAUGCCCCAUCAUCAUCAUCAUCGUCUACUUCAGACAAACAGUCAGAACAAUUUAACAUUUCUAAAAUCAAAUUACAAAUUCAAACGCAGAAAUAUGCUGACAAUGCGCGCACUUCCUGUCCCGACGACAACGGAAGCGCGUACACCAAACCAAUUAGCGGCAACAUUGUCAAAGACGUCAGCAGCAGAAGCAGCAAAAGCAGCAGCAGUACCAGUAACAUCAUCAACACCAGCAACAUCAUCAGAAACAACAACUACCACCAACAGUAGCCACAAAUGUAGAACAAUUCUAAGUUUAUUUAUAGCAAUCGCAUGGAACAUUGUGCAAGAGUCGGCCAAUUGGUUCCUCCAACAGGCCGGUCGCAUUGAUCGUCUUGCUAUUCCCGAUGAUGCUGGCCAUGACGUCAAUACGGCCCCAUUGAGACAUCGUUGUACACGCAUUGCUGGUACUGCUGACGACGCUAAUGACAAGGUGUCAACGGCACGUGAACAGCAACAGCAACAGCAACAGCCGCAGCCACAGCCGCAUCAACAGCAACUUGGGAACGACUACUUAGCUAGUUCUAGUCAGCCUUGCACGAGAACAACAUCCGGACCAGGCCAGCAACAUCAUCAAUUGCAGUUGCACUCUGGACAGCCACUGAUGACUUUGUUAAUUGGAUUGUUGCUACUAAACAUAAGCCUGGCGGCAGCUGGUACCUGCUGGCAAACGCAUCUUGGCAGCGGUAAAUGCAAUCAAAUCUUUUCAACAAAUAUCACUAAAACGGAAUGCUGUGGCGCCAGUCAGACCUUCUCCUACACCGAUCGAGAAUUGAGCAGCGUUGAGUACUUCUUUGCGACGGCCAUUGGAGGAGGCGUUGAGUGUGCACCGUGUAUGGAGAAUUGCAAGAGCUUUAAAUGUGGGCCAAAUAAAAAGUGCGUUAAACGUAAGGGAAGGCCAAAAUGUGUUUGUGCCCCCGAAUGUGGAGCAGCAUUGCGACGAAAGCAACAACAGGAGCAACAUGAACAACAACAACAACAACAACAGAAACACUGGGGCAUAAAAACUCAACGCGGUUCACGUAGUCUAAGUAGUGAAAUUACAAACAUCAAUUUAGAUAUAAAUGGCGCCAAACGCCAACGUAAACAUAGCGAUAUCGCUGAUAACCAAAGAAAAUCAGAGCAAGGGAAUCCAAUGCCAAUGCCAAUGCCAAUGCCACAACGCCAGAGUCAAAAAAAGGCGCUGGGUGAAACAAAACAUAGAAGACUUUUGAUUAUAGACAGCAGCAGCAGCAGCAGCAGCAGCGGCAGUCAGAGUAAGACCAACAAUGGCAGGGUCGAGAUGAGAGGUUAUGAAACGAGACGAAGGCAUAGAAAUAACCAUGGCAAACACUUAACAAGAUCAAUGAUGACAGGAGCCAAUGACUCGACGCCUGCGCACCAAACGACUCAGUCUAGACACAAGUUAGCAAAUGCUAAUGAACCCGCCAACGACAUUAAUAGGCAACAGCAGCAACAACAGCAGCAACAACCACGCAGGCGCAAUAACAAGAAGCAUAACAAGGAUCAGCGCAUACGAAUUGUGGCAGGCACAUCAGCAGCAGCAGCAGCAGCAUCAGCAGCCACCACCACCAGCUCCACCACCACCACAUUGCUGACAGUAAAUACCACAAUGUCUGUGUCUGGGUCUGGGCCACAUCGUCGUCGUCUGUAUCAAAAUGAACACGGAAGUGAAAUGGCUGCGUCAUCGGCCCAAAGCCAAAGCCAUAGCCACUUGGCUAAUGCCGAUGACUUGGCAUUUCUGGGUGGAAUUUACGAGCCUGUUGUAUUGCAACAACAACAGCAACACUCGAAUCCGGUUUGCGGCUCCGAUGGACGCACCUACAACACCGAAUGCCAACUCCGCAAACGAGCCUGCCGUUCCAACAAUGCCCAACUGGAGGUUGCCUAUCGAGGGCAUUGCAAAACUAGUUGUCAUGGUGUUCAGUGUCUGAAUGGACUAAUGUGUGUGGAGGAUCAGUAUAUGAUGCCGCAUUGCAUAUCCUGUAAUAUUGAGUGUCCCCGACAUAAUGGAAAUCGAAGAGACAAUGAUGAUGGCGAUGAUGAUGAUGAUGAAUUGGACUUGGAUGGCUAUGGCUACGAUGGGGACUACGAUGAGGAGCGUGCUGUGUGUGGUGUCGAUGGCAAGACAUAUAGAAGCGCUUGUGAUAUAAAUCGUAUGAUAUGCAAAAUUGGGCGUUCCAUUGCUGUGGCAUAUCCGGGACCUUGUAGAGCGGACCGCGUCAGCUGUGCGGAUAUCAAAUGUGGCCCAAAGGAUACCUGCUUGGUGGAUCUGCAGACGCAAAUGCCGCGUUGUGUUUCCUGCCGCUACAAAUGCUCCAGAAAGCGGCAACAACAAAGUGGGCAAGUGCAGGUGGACAAAAUUUGUGGAUUCAAUAACCACACGUACAAUUCGUGGUGUGAAAUGCGCAAGGAUUCGUGUGCCACGGGCUAUUUUAUAGGUGUCAAGGCGCAGGGGAGUUGCUAAAGAGAAAGAGAAGAUUAUAGAGAAACGGCAAAUUAAUUAGCAUAUAUAUAUACAUAUAUAGAAUGCUCUAAAGGGUAUUCCAUACUAUCCAACAUCCAAAGAUUCUCGUUGUGCGUUACAUAACUUUCCACAUAUAUAAAUUAUGGAAUCUACAUAAAGAAAAAACAUUUAGUAGUAUUAUCAACAACACACACACAUAUAUACACACACACUGACUCAUAUUAAAAAACAUACUUAUAACAAGUCCAAUCAUUAUUAUUAUCCCACACAAAACCAUCUACGGCCAGAGAAACCACAUAUCUUAAGAGGCUUUUGUAUUUUAACAUAAACACAUAAUACUACAAAUCUUAGGCUAUAUAUAAUUAAAUUAAACAACUUACAAUUUAAAUUAAAAUUACAACAAUUUGUUUGUUUAUUCGGAGACACGCGAAAUAUUUAUUUAGAUCUAGUAUUUGAUUAUUAUUAUUAUUACUUUAUAUGACGAUUAUUAUUAUAUUAUUAUUAUUUAACUUUUUCUUUUUUUUUUUUGUGUCUUUUGCCUGUUUAUGAGCGAAGCUUAAUUAAUUAAUUGACUGAUAGCUUAACCUUAUAGCAAGAUUUUCUAUAUACACACACAAUUAUAUAAUAUAUAGAAUAUAUAUAUAAAUAUAUGUACUUAUAAAUAUGUUUGAGUAAUUGUUAAUUAAAUGUGUUUCAAACUUA